Messenger RNA from Anisakis simplex (herring worm), 261 nucleotides. The record is from the annotation of a GenBank genome assembly. NCBI's taxonomy places the organism in Eukaryota, Metazoa, Nematoda, Chromadorea, Rhabditida, Anisakidae.
GUGCCGCAUAAUGACGACGUUGGACGGGAAUUGUUGAAGUUCUUACGUAUCCCAGUUGAUCAAUACAAUGAUUUACUUCGUUUACUGCAGCUGUCAAGCUAUGCCAAUGUAAUCUCUUUACUGGAUUAUCGCGGAAAGACACAAGCGGCAUCGUAUAUCCUUCAGAAUAUGAUCGAAAAUGUUAGUGUUUUGAUGCUAUCACCGGGUGUUCUUAUUGUUUCGGGAGAAAGAUUUCGUUUCUCGAUUAGUUCAUGUGCAUAA